AUGAUGGUAAAACAGGAGGAACCUCUAAAUGAGAUUAGCCCAAACACUCCGAUGACUAAGAAAUCUUAUUCAUUAAACGAGACUCUGCCGAAAAUACACCAUGGCAACCAAGCAAGAUUACUAACCUCAGAGUUAUCUAGGGAUAAGUCAACGAACUCUGUUGCCAUGCUCGCAAUGCAUAAUAACAUAAUACGUGAAUUUAUAAAAACCGCAAGCAGUGAUAUAGAAUUAAACACUGAGAAUAUCACUACUGUUGAUCAUUCAUUAAGUUCGAUAUAUUGCCUACUGAAGAGUCGUCACAUGUGGGAUCACAUAAAAUCCACUGUCAAACAACACUUGAUGAUCAUUGUCAAGCUUAUAAAUAAUAACGCAUUAGGAUUAGCGUCAUCUGAGAUAAUCUUUCUUUACAACGAAACAAACUUAUUCCAAGUUCAUAAUUUGAAGAAUAUUCUCCUUACCGACUUCAGUACAUGGAAUGACUACUAUCUUGCUAAUCUGAAAAUAUUAACGCUGCAGCUUAUAUUGAAGAGAAAGCUCGUAAGAGAAUAUCUACCGCAUGUUUUAGAACUCUUUUCCCGCGAUAAAAGGUACCUGUUGAAAGAUCAUAACCUAAAAACGCCUGCUCUAACAAAAAUAGUGCUGAGCUUUUUUGCUGUCACAACAAGUUGUAAAGUCUUAUUUGGGCUUAAAUUUUUACAGUAUAUCAAGCAGUUCAAAUUACCUCUCAAAAGCUUCAUCGGCAAUAUCAGCAUCGAGGAUUUUAGCAACAAUCUUUUGAAUAAAAACUAUCUCGACAUGGGAUCUAAUAAAAUAUUCUUAAAUUCUUUCUACUUGUCCUAUUCAAGGUUAUACGAUGGACUGGAUAAGAUUAUGCUUCUAGACCUUUUAAGUUAUCAAGAAGUCGCCGAGAUGCAAAAUAUGAUAAAAGUUAAAAAGUACUUUAGUGAGUACUGUAACACGAGCGAUAAUCGCCUCUGUUGGUCCUGUAUAUCCGUCGAUGAUUUGAAAGUGAUACUUGAACGCGCAACUGAUUUUUUGCAAAAUAAAAAGGAACAUAUAUCUGUCACUUUAAAAUACUUGGUGUGUCUUUGGUCUACUAUUCGUCUGGAAGGCUUGAAUAAGAAUAAGGACAUACUAAGACAAUUUGACCGUACUGUCGUUUAUGUCAACUCAAAUAUCCAAUCAGUCGACGACGAACCUGCCGUUGACUCAUUAUCCGAACUUCUGACAAUUUUAUCUGAAAUAUGUAUCGAUUUUGGAGAGCCUAAACGACUGUCGAACGUUAUAAACAUAUUUUUCAAUGCUUCCGUUUUAUUCAAGAACCAUUGUUUUUUGUUGAAGACUGCCAGUUUGGAAAUCAAGAAUGUUUUAAUUAAUAAUGAAUCAAAAACAGCCCAUCGAACUAUACUGAAAUUUGAGAAGUUUGUAUCUAGUGCCCAGAGUGCUCAGAAAAAGCUUGAGAUAUUUUCCUAUUUGUUUAACGUAUACUGCAUGCUCCAAAAUAACUCUCUAUCAUUUGUUUUUGAUUUUUGUCAAAAUGUCUUCAUCCAUUGCUUUACACGCCUAAAAACUACAAAGUUUAUAGAAUUCUCGAACUGUUCAGAGAUUAUGCUUUCAAUACUAUAUGGAAGUUCGUCUAUCGAAAACAUACCUUCCGAAAAUUGGUCACAAUUAACCAGGAUGAUAUUUUGUUCAUUGAAGGGGAAGUUUGAUUUAGAUCCCUCCCACCUAAACGAAAAAUUUGAUAAAUUACAUUUCCUGAAUAAAAAUGAACUAUUAAUCCGAAUAGUUUAUUUGCUAAACCUGGAUAUGAGUAAACACCUAACAACGAAUUUAUCAAAGAUAACUACGCUGUACAUAAACUGGCUGCAAAAAUCGAAUGAAUUAACCGAUAAAAUAUCAUCGUUGGAGAUGAACUUCGUUAAAAUGCUACUCUGCUACUUGAAUUUCAACAAUUUUGAUAAGUUAUCCAUUAAACUUUCUCUCUGUAUUAAAUCAAAGGAAAAGUACUUCUUUGGUAUCAUUCCUUAUGCUAACAAUUAUUUGCUGGAGGCUUACCUGAGCUUACAUAUGAUCAGUGAUGCACUUGUGAUAAAAAAUCAACUACAAAGAACGGUAAAUUUACCAACCGCGAAAAUAGAGCAAGCUCUAUUGCAUGUAAACUCUCUAAUGAAUAUCCACCUGUGGGAGUCUGAUUUAAGAGCAUUUCAAGAAUAUUUUGGAAAAACACUGCCCGCUAUGAGACCUGAAUUAUUUGAUAUCAAUAAUGAUCACAAGCUACCAAUGUCGCUUUACAUCAAAGUUAUACUUUUAAAUAUUAGGAUUUUUAAUGGAAGCGCAAAACUCAAUAUUAAGGCUGGUAAACUUAUAUCUGCUGUGGUAGAUUGUAGAAAGGCACAAAACUUAUCCCUAUCAUUACUUAAAAAGAAAAACAAAUUAUCACAGGGAUCAAGACUGGCAUUGUUAAAGAGUCUGUCAUUUAGUUUUUUUCAACUUAUCAAGAUAUACAUACGCAUUGGUUCUGCCAGAGAUUGUGAAUUCUACAGCAAGGAAUUGUCUAGAGUUCUGUCCGAAUUAGGGGAGCCAAUUAUUGUAUACAGGUGUCUUCAUUUUCUUCACAGAUACUAUAUGAUUACAGAGCAAAGCAGCCUUCAAAAUUUAACUUUGAAAAAGGCUAAUAAAGCAUUUGAUUUUCUUGACGCAGAGGCAGAUAUUACAAGCUUAACAAUGUUUUUGUAUGAUAAUAAGGAGUUUGUGAAAUUGGAACAGUCAUUGGUACUGUACUUCGGUGACCAGCUAGAAAAAACAUUCUUACCAAACUUGUGGAGGCUCAACAUGGGUGAGGACAUUAACGACAGCGUUUGUUUGCCUGAAUAUAAGCCGAAAAAUGUAAUAAAUAGAGCGAACAAUAUGUGGCGGAAAGUUAUGAACCAAUUGGAGGAGGACCCCUUUUUCAAAGGCAUGUUUGAAUCUACCCUUGGAAUUCCCUCUUCUUUGCCUCCUAUUUCUAAUACUAUGCCCAGUAUUAUUCUGAAAACUCCUUCGAAGCACAGUACAGGGUUGAAGCUUUGCGAUUCUCCAAGAUCAUCAAGCAUGACGCCUAAAGGUAAAAACAUGAGACAGAAGUUUGAUAGGAUUGCCGCUAUUGAUAAACUAAAAAAGAUGAAGCAGCUUCUGGAGAGCCUGAAACUGGACACUUUAGAAAAUCAUGAGUUGUCAAAAAUUUCCUCCUUGUUCUCACUAACUUUAACUAUUCUAUCAAACAUCACUAAUAUCAAUAACACUGAUGGGAGUUUAAUAACUAAUUUUUCUCUAGCUGAUUUACCAAGACACAUGCCUUUGCUAUUCGAUAAAACAUUGAAUAAUAUUGAUAAUGAAGAUUACAGAAAAUUUCGUGUGUCAUCAUUAAUAACCUCCAAUAAUAUAUCCGCCACUUUAGAAAGUGAUGUGGUAACUGCCGCUCAAAAGAACCUAAUGGAAAGUAAUCUGGAUAUCAACGUUAUCACCAUAGAUUUCUGUUCCAUAACUGGAAAUUUACUUCUAUCCAAAUUAGAACCUCAAGCCAAAAGAAGGACACAUCUAAGACUACCGUUGAUACGGUCUAAUGCGAGAGAUCUCGAUGAAGUUCAUUUCUCAUUUCCAGAGGCUACGAAAGAACUGCUUUCGAUCAUCAAGAAAAGUAAUGAAACCACAUCGGUAGAGGUUACCAGCAAAAUUAAAACAAGAGAAGAAAGAAAGUCUUGGUGGACCACAAGGUAUGAUCUAGAUAAAAGAUUGCAAAAACUUUUGAAUAACAUCGAGAGUAGUUGGUUUAAUGGGGUUCAGGGAUUUUUUAGCCCUGAAGUUGUCGAUAGCUUGCUGUUUGGAAAAUUUAAAAGUAAGUUCUACGAAAUUUUACACCAAAACCUACCCUCUAGGAAACUCUAUGGAAACCCAACAAUGUUCAUAAAAGUUCAAGAUUGGGUGAUAGAGUUAUUUUUAAAACUUAAUCCGCAAGAACUCGAUUUUCUUUCAAAGAUGGAAGAUUUGAUAUAUUUUGUUCUUGAUAUUCUCCUCUUCCAUGGAGAAGAAAAUGCUUAUGACGAAAUUGAUUUUAGCAUGCUUCAUGUGCAGUUAGAAGAACAGGUAAAAAAAUUCAGAGCAACUAUGACAACUAAUAGUAUAUCUCAUACAUUUUUAGUAGUUAGCAGUUCAUGCCAUUUGUUUCCCUGGGAGUGUCUCUCAUUUUUAAAAGAUUUGUCAAUCACCCGUGUUCCUUCUUAUGUUUGCUUGCAUAAACUUCUAUCACGUUUCGAUUACAAAUUACCCAUUCAUGUUACUAUCAAGGAUAACAUUAGUAUGAUAUUAAAUCCAAAUGGUGAUUUGUCCAGAACUGAAUCUAAAUUCAAAGGUAUGUUUCAGAAAAUAAUUGACACAAAACCCUCCUCUCAGUUGGUAAUGAAUGAGAAGCCAGGAGAGGAAGCUCUUUUAAAAAUGCUGCAAAACUCUAAUCUGUUUGUGUAUAUAGGGCAUGGUGGUGGUGAACAAUAUAUAAGAGGUAAGGAGAUAAAAAAAUGUACCACAAUUGCCCCCAGCUUUUUACUAGGCUGUUCUUCAGCAGCGAUGAAGUACUACGGCAAGUUAGAACCUACUGGAACAAUAUACACUUAUUUGCUAGGAGGAUGCCCUAUGGUAUUAGGGAAUCUUUGGGAUGUCACUGACAAAGAUAUUGAUAAAUUUAGUGAGAAACUUUUCGAAAAGAUGGGAUUUUGUUCCAGCUAUAGUGAUUCCAAUGAUAGUAGAUUAUCUGUCUCACAUGCAGUCUCCAAAUCCAGGAAUAUAUGCCAUUUACGUUAUCUAAAUGGUGCAGCUCCUGUUGUUUAUGGGUUACCAAUCCAAUUCACAUCAUAA
Molecule: messenger RNA, 4890 nt
Organism: Saccharomyces mikatae IFO 1815
Lineage: Eukaryota; Fungi; Ascomycota; Saccharomycetes; Saccharomycetales; Saccharomycetaceae
Gene: ESP1
Product: separase
Exons: 1
Coding region: 1-4890 (1629 amino acids)
Biological process (GO): meiotic chromosome separation; proteolysis
Cellular component (GO): nucleus; mitotic spindle; cytoplasm
Molecular function (GO): cysteine-type endopeptidase activity
Source: RefSeq, a predicted model, not a curated record